UUUGACUCCCAUGAACAUUCAUUUGAUGCUGUGACAUCAAAACCAGUCAUCCAGUUUCAAGGAAGCCAAGGGCACAUCGCGAUCCCGAGGCCUGACCGACCAGCAGAAGUGAGGACCUUCACCUUCUAUCUCUCAAACAUUGGCAAGGACAGCCCCCAGGGGAGCUUUGACUGCAUCCAACAGUAUGUGUCCAGCAAUGGCAAUAUCCAUUUGGAUUGCCUGGGAAGCAUACAGGAUAAAAUCACCGUGUGUGCUACUGAUGAUUCCUACCAGAAGGCAAGGCAGAGCAUGGCCCAGGCAGAGGAGGAGACUCGCAGCCGGAGUGCUAUAGUCAUUAAACCUGGGGGGAGAUAUGUAGGCAAAAAGGUUCAGGUGCGUAAACCUGCACCAGGAGCUUCCGAUGCUGUUCCCUCCAGGAAGCGCCCAACGCCAGUCAACCUUGCCAGUGCAAUAAAGAGAGGCAAUAGUGCCAUUUCUCAGAGACCCUUCAAAGAUAGGGUUGUGCACUUACUGGCACUAAAGCCUUAUAAGAAACCUGAACUUAUUCUCAGAUUGCAGAAGGAUGGACUUUCUCAGCAGGACAAGGAUUUGCUGGAUAACCUUCUGCAACAGGUGGCAAAUUUGAGUGCCAAGGACAGCACUUUCACACUGAAAGACUGUGUAUACAAAGAAGUGCAGAAGGACUGGCCUGGCUACUCAGAAGGAGAUCAGCAGCUGCUGAAGAGGAUCCUCGUCAGGAAGCUCUGUCAGCCCCAGAACAGUAGCGGUUUUCAAGGAGAAGCUCCUUCCUUGAGUCCUCCCAAGGACAACCUGAACUCCAACUCUCCUCCUCAGAAACGAUCCCAACCUCUGGAAUUUAUCGAUCCCUUGGCCAACAAAAAGCCCAGGAUCUCCCAUUUAGCUCACAGAACUCAACCCACUUUCAACGGGAAGCUGAAUUCCUCCAACGGGAAGGACACCCCAGCCCCCCCUGCCCUCCCUCCGGCGCUGCCGGAGUCGAUGAGCUCCAGCUCCAACCUCCCCGUGCUGGAGCUGCCCAGACCCCACGAUCCCCUCUCAGAUGUCAGCAACGACCUAACUCACAACGGCAGAGACUGUGAGAGUGCAGAGCAACCUGACAGACUGAGCCACCCCCUGCCCACAGACUGUCCCCAGACCAGCACCAAGCACAAUUGCAGCUCCUAUGUAAAAAGCAAGAAGAAAUCCAAAAAGCACAAAGACAAAGAGAAAGAGAGGAAGGAGAAGAAAACCGAAGAGAAAUGCAAAGAGGAGAAGCAGAACUGUGAAGUCAUAAAAACUGCUGACUUAGGUAGUGUUCCCCAGGAGCAGGUCACAGGUUUAAAUGGAACAUGCAAUAAUUCUAGUGUCCCAACAUCCACUUCAGAAAUGCCAGAUUAUUUAUUAAAAUACGCCGCGAUUUCCUCCUCGGAGCAACGUCAGAGCUACAAAAACGACUUCAACGCGGAAUACAACGAGUACAGAGACCUCCACGCCCGGAUAGAGAGGAUAACCCGACGGUUCACCCAACUGGAUGCCAAGCUGAAGCAACUUUUGCAAGGCUCUGAGGAAUAUAAGACCAUCCAUGAUCAAAUUUUACAGGAAUAUCGGAAAAUUAAAAAGACUAAUCCCAAUUACAGCCAAGAGAAGAAUCGCUGUGAAUACCUCCACAACAAACUGGCUCACAUUAAAAAACUGAUAGCAGAGUAUGACCAGCAGCAAUUUUAG
Messenger RNA from Acanthisitta chloris (rifleman), 1725 nucleotides. It is a transcript of the gene ELL, whose product is annotated as elongation factor RNA polymerase II. The transcript has 12 exons. Gene Ontology annotation, molecular function: cis-regulatory region sequence-specific DNA binding. Gene Ontology annotation, biological process: snRNA transcription by RNA polymerase II; positive regulation of transcription elongation by RNA polymerase II; transcription elongation by RNA polymerase II. Lineage: Eukaryota; Metazoa; Chordata; Aves; Passeriformes; Acanthisittidae. The annotation marks the transcript as partial. The record is from RefSeq and is a predicted model, not a curated record. Gene Ontology annotation, cellular component: transcription elongation factor complex.